AUGUACCCUGACCUAUACAAGGAGUUGAACUUGAAACCAGAAGAUUUGACAGCAUACGAUUCACCAUUGAUAAGUUUUGAUGGGAAGAUGGUCAUCCCAAAGGGUCUGAUAAGACUACCCAUACAAGCAGGGUCAGAAGUGGUCGAAGUGGACUUUAUCGUGAUUGAUGCCUAUUCCCCCUACACUGCCAUCGUAGGAAGGGCCUGGCUACAUGCCCUGGGAGCCAUUUCCUUAACCACCGGAAAGUCAAGUACCCUACUGGAGACGGGAUCGAAGAGCUCAUCGGGAGUCAGUCCAUGGCUAGGCAAUGCCUGGUGGCUGCCGUUCUGCACCAACCCGAAGCCGGGCCCUCCAAGACAGACUUAUAGCAAUCAAAGACCUCGGCGUCACCUGUCUGUGGGCCGGCUGAGGAAGCAAAAUGUGAAGCUGCCUCCUCAGGAGAGGGAAGAGCUGAUAGUUUUCCUCAAGAGAAACAUCGAUGUGUUUGCAUGGAGCGCUUAUGAAGCUCUGGAGGUGGAUCCGGACUUCAUCUGCCAUCAUUUGAAUGUCAACGCAUCUAUCAUCCCCAAAAAGCAAGCUCCUCGGCGCUCAUCCAAGGAGUAUUCUAACACAAUCAGAGAUGAGGUAAUGAAGCUAAAGCUGGCUGGGGCUAUCAAAGAGGUUUUCUACCCUGAGUAG
This is a messenger RNA of Quercus robur (English oak), 678 nucleotides long. RefSeq lists its product as uncharacterized. The record is from RefSeq and is a predicted model, not a curated record. Bases 1 to 678 code for a protein of 225 amino acids. The transcript is spliced from 2 exons. Lineage: Eukaryota; Viridiplantae; Streptophyta; Magnoliopsida; Fagales; Fagaceae.